This is a messenger RNA of Colossoma macropomum (tambaqui), 2584 nucleotides long. RefSeq names its product E3 ubiquitin-protein ligase SH3RF3-like. Gene Ontology annotation, molecular function: metal ion binding; protein binding. The transcript has 10 exons. The coding region runs from base 1 to 2421 and encodes 806 amino acids. Lineage: Eukaryota; Metazoa; Chordata; Actinopteri; Characiformes; Serrasalmidae. The record is from RefSeq and is a predicted model, not a curated record.
AUGGACGAGUCUUCCCUGCUGGACCUGCUGGAGUGCUCCGUCUGUCUGGAGCGCCUGGACACCACCGCCAAAGUGCUGCCGUGCCAGCACACCUUCUGCCGCCGCUGCCUGGAGAACAUCGUCAGCUCGAGGCACGAGCUGCGCUGCCCGGAGUGCCGCAUCCUCGUGGACUGCGGCGUGGACGACCUGCCCGCCAACAUCCUGCUCGUGCGCCUGCUGGACGGCAUCCGCCAGCGGCCGCAGCGGGGCGGAGGCAGGCCGGGGAUGGGGCUCGGAGGGGCGGCCGGGAUGGCGGCGUCUCCCCCGGGCACAGCGCUGAGGGACUCGACCAGCGCCACGCGGAGCUCCCCGGUCAAGAACGUUCCUCAGCUUCCGUGCGGCAAGGCCCUCUACAGCUAUGAGGGGAAGGAGCCGGGCGACCUCAAGUUCAACAAGGGCGACAUCAUCAUCCUGCGCCGGAAGGUGGACGAGAACUGGUACCACGGGGAGCUAAACGGGAGCCACGGUUUCCUCCCAGCCAGCUACAUCCAGUGCAUCAAACCCCUGUCCCAGACACCCCCGCAGGGCAAAGCGCUCUACGACUUCGAGGUCAAGGACAAGGACCAGGACAAAGACUGCCUCACCUUCACCAAGGAUGAGAUCCUUACGGUGAUCCGCAGAGUGGACGAGAACUGGGCAGAAGGCAUGCUGGGAGAUAAGAUUGGGAUUUUUCCCAUCCUCUAUGUGGAGCUAAAUGAAACGGCAAAGCAGCUGAUGGAGAUGGAUAAACCGGUGGCCGUUCCUGGGCCCAGCGCUGACCCUGGCUCUCCGCCGUCCAGCUCCAGCUGUAACGGUAACGGGCAGGUGAGCGCCGCUAUCCAGCGCCGACUGGACGGGAAGAAGAACGCCAAGAAACGUCACUCAUUCACAGCACUAAGCAUGACGCAGCGCACAGCUCAGGCACUAGGCAACAACCGGCACUCCAUGGAGAUCAGCGCCCCCGUCCUCAUCAGCUCGUCCGACCCCAGAGCCGCCGCACGCAUCGGGGACUGUCCACCGUUUGCUGGGACGUCCAGUGCGGGAGCAGCAGUCAGUCCGCGGGUCGCCACGGCAACCGAAGAGCUGCUGGCUGCCGCGAAGGUCCAGCUGCCUCUGAAUAUUUACCUGGCGCUUUACGCCUAUAAGCCUCAGAAGGCAGACGAGCUGGAGCUGAGGAAGGGUGAGAUGUACCGUGUGAUGGAGAAGUGCCAGGACGGCUGGUUUAAAGGAACGUCCCUGCGCAGCGGCGCCUCUGGAGUUUUUCCUGGGAACUACGUCACCCCUGUGUCCAGGGCUCCGUUUGCGGUGGGGCAGUCGCGUGCCUGUUUGCCUGGAGUGUCUCCGGCGGUUAAGGCCGUUCCCGGCUCUCCCAGCUCUCCGGGACCCUCCAGCCCCGUCCUGCUCAGCUCCGCCUCCCGCUCCGCCACGCCGCUGGCCAACCCUUCAUCGUCCUCAUCCUCGUCCUCUCCGCACCUGAAGAACUGCCUGCGCAUGUGCGGCCAGCAGCCGGCCAGCCAGGUCCGGCCACCAGCACAGCUGGUCCACAGUCCUCCAGCAGGUGGCAGUCCUGAGCGCCCCACUGUGUCUGUUUCCCCGCUGAGGCCGCAGGGUUCCCCGUCUCGCUCCCCUGGCCCGUCCCCCGGCCGGCCUCUCUCCAUGGUGGUUCCACCCCAGUCUCACUCCGGCAUGCCCUCCAUCAUCUCGUCAACGCCCCGCCCCCUCAUCCCCCUCAACUCUGCCGCCGCCGCCAUCACGCCCCCCAACGUCACCGCCGCCCUGCUGAACGGGGGCGAGGGUGCGGCCAUCCCCGUGUCCCCCGCACACGCCCACCCUCACGCACACGCCCAGCCGCAGGGGGCCACCGCUCUGCCCAAACUGGAGGAGAAGAAAAAGAGCAGUGGCCUCCUGAAGCUUCUUUCGGGUGCGGCAGCGAAGAAGAAGUCUCGCUCUCCGCCGUCCGUUUCCCCAACGCAUGAGCCCCGUUCCCCGGCAACCGACCCCUCCUCCUCCUCGUCCGUGCAGGGCGCCAUGGCGUCCGAGCUGCAGCCGGCGGGUCACGGCCGGGCGGGGUCCUGCCCCAUCGAGAGCGAGAUGCAGGGAGCCAUGGGCAUGGAGCCACUCCACAGGAAGUCCGGCUCGCUGGACCUGAACUUCGUCUCUCCGCCAGUCAGACAGCCCUGCUCGUCCUCCCUGCUGGCCAUCCGACCCGAACCCAAACCCCUGUCCCGCGAGAGGUACCGUGUGGUGGUGCCUUAUCCGCCGCAGAGUGAGGCCGAAAUCGAGCUGAAAGAGGGCGACAUCGUCUUCGUGCACAAGAAGCGGGAGGACGGCUGGUAUAAAGGCACUCUGCAGCGCACUGGCCGCACAGGGCUGUUCCCCGGCAGCUUCGUCGAGAGUUUCUGAGGUACAGACGAGAAUCCCAUCACCAACAAGCAGCUAUGUGCAACCUCUGGAGAUAUCUCGGAACCUUCUGAGGAAAUAACUGAGCAGCAGCUGAGCCAAAAACGCUCAGCACUCAAGGAACAUUUGUGAAAAAGGUUUACAGAGAAUCACCCAUUGCAGAGAA